GGUACAGAGGAAAAUCAAAUGUAUGGUGGAGCUUACAGUAUCUCAAGCUUCACAUAAAGCCUUCCACCUCUUCCGCCUCCUCAAAUUUCAAAUUUCAAAGCUCACACUCUUCUCCUCGAGUCCACGCACCAACAACAACGAUCGAGUGAACCUUCACAGCCACGUUCUGAAUAAGACGAAGACGAAGCCCGAGAUGAUGUACUAGCAGCAAUUCUAUCGAGCCAAUCUCAGGCGCGUGAUCUUUGGUGCUUAGUAUAAGAUUUUCUCAGGCAGGCUAGAGACCAUGCAAGCAAGAUAGGUAUCCAUUGACUCUUCAUCGCAAUGUCGAAACUCGCUGUCAUCGUUGGCGUCACCGGGAAUCAAGGCGGAGCUGUUAGUUCUCGUUUUCUCGCCGAUCCUACCUACCGUGUACGCGGCCUAACUCGCAACUCGAACUCCCCAGCUACGCAGUCCCUUAUCGCGCAAGGCGUCGAAAUUGUUCAGGCAGAUCUCGACAAUGUCGAAAGUCUGAUCCCUGCGUUCGCUGGUGCCAACCUUAUCUUCAGCGUCACCAACUACUGGGAACCCUUCUUCCGUCAGGACUGUCGAGACCAAGCGCAGAAACUUGGAAUCUCAUGCCGCGAGUAUGCGGGGAAAAUCGAGUUUGAACAGGGAAAGAACAUCGCAGACGCAGCAGCCAAGACGGCGGGAACGCUGGAUGAAAAUGGAUUCAUCGUGUCGACAUUGAGUCAUGCAGGUCGUUGCAGUGGGGGAAGGUUCAAGGAGCUGUAUCAUUUCAAUGCGAAGGCGGACGUAUUCCCUUGGUAUGUAGCAGAAAGGUAUCCCGAGUUGGCGGCAAAGAUGUCGUGUGUACAGACGGGGUUCUUCUUUUCGAGUUAUAAGUUUCUCCCACAAGCGUAUUUUGCUAAGACAAUGGAUGGAACUUUUGAGAUGAGAUUUCCGACAGCUCCAAAUGUCCUGGUACCUCAUCUUGACGUCAAUCAAGAUACAGGGAAUUUUGUAUAUGCAGUUUCAAAGCUGCCUCCAGGGAAAAGUUUUAUGGCGGAAGGGACAACUUGUAGUUGGAGUGAGUACAUGCGAAUCUGGAGCACGGUCACCGGAAAGCCUGCGCGAUACCAGCAGAUUUCACUUGAACAAAUGAUUGAAGAAUCGACGGACAAGGAACUUGGGAGGGAGGUCGGGGAUAUGUUUCUGUAUUCGUCCUCUCCAGGUUACGAUGGCGGCGACCAGACGCUACUGAAAGCUGCAGAAAUCAGAAAACUCGGAAUAGACUGCCAAAUGACUCAGCUGGAGGAUUGGAUGAGGAGACAAGAUUGGUCCUCCGUCCUCUCGAAUUGAUUUUCUAAGGGCCGGCUAUCUCGCCUCUUAGUGGCUGGCUCUGGAACUCUACCUCAAUCGAUAAAUGUCGACGCGUUCUACGUUCCUCCGAGUCGUCAAGCUUUCAAGGAUGCCCCGCUUCCGGAAAUACCACCAGAAAUCGCCUGCGGGGUCACACCCUGUAACACCUCCCCACUAUCAUUUUCGCCGUGUAUUUUGGAAUGAAUGUUACGUAGGGCGGGACGUUGGAUUUUGAAGUCUCCUCGGAGGAUGCGCUCAUCCAAUGCGGAAGUCCCGUGUGGAAGAAGGAAUUACUAACAAAGACUUGUGGGAGAUAAAGACUUUUACUUGAUCCUAGGUGUAUCGGAGAUAGAUAGAUAGUGAGGAGUUAUAUACGUACUUAACUUAUAAUUCAUUCGUACG
Marasmius oreades (fairy-ring Marasmius) is the source of this 1740-nucleotide messenger RNA. RefSeq lists its product as uncharacterized. The transcript has 4 exons. The coding region runs from base 322 to 1338 and encodes 338 amino acids. Lineage: Eukaryota; Fungi; Basidiomycota; Agaricomycetes; Agaricales; Marasmiaceae. The record is from RefSeq and is a predicted model, not a curated record.